AUGUGCCUCACCCUGAAACCUGCUGACAAUUCAUGUACUUUCCUGUACAGAUUGGAACUCACAAUGUUGCAGCAUUAUUAGACAGUGGUAGUAGUAUUAAUGUCAUGUCUGAUUCUUUGUUUGAACAAUUACCACAUUCUUCUAAAAGUAGUAUCAAUUUGUGUGAUGCUGUGUCUAUAGGCUUAGCCAAUGCUUCCAAGGUACAGGUCAAAGGUUCUGCUAAUGUUCAGGUCAAGUUACCUAAUGGCAAGUGUACAAUACAUGUUUAUAUUCUACAGCAAACAUCACAUCCUCUUAUUUUGGGUACUACUUUUAUGCAUGAACAGCAUAUUGUUUUGGAUUUUGGAUCUAUGCUUGUAGGUUCUAAAAAAUUGAAAGUUAGGAGUAAAUCUGUUCUUGAGAUUAGGCCUAAUUCUGAGUGUAUAGUGAUGUGUAAACUCCCUAAGGGCAGUAUGAUAGGAUUACAAGGUGUUUGUUCUCUAAGUAAAAAAUCUGCAAAAGCUGGCCUUUUGGUAACAAAAUCAGUUAACACCAUCUAUCCAUCGCGCAAAGUUCCCAUCAAGAUUUUAAACCCUAGUAAUACCUGUAUUGUGGUACCUCGAAAUACUGUGUUGGCUGAUUUUGUUGCUUUGGAUAGCUCAUAUCAGGUUAUACCUCAAAAUACACAAACUUUUGCUAGUAUUUCAACAUGUAACAAUAUGUCUUUUAAGAAUGUUACCUCUGAUGUAGGUUACAAUGUUGACAAAGAUGAUGCCUACAAUGAUGAUCUUGUACAUAAACAUGUGUCUGCUAGUACCUGUAUUAAGAAUGCUGUUUCUGAGACUUUUGAUUUUGAUGUUCACACUUUUUCAUUACCUCUUACUGGGAAAGAUGUCACAGGUACUAUCUCUGAUGUAGUUACAAAGGUUGAUAUCACUGACAAUAACACUGGUGUUUGUAACAAUGUUGUCAAAAAUUUUACUAGGAAUGUUGCCUCUAAUGUUGUUUCUGAUGAUAAUACCAGUGCUUCUCAACAUGUUGUUCAUAAUGUUGCCAGUAAUAUUGCUACAAAUGAUGUCACAACUGUUAACACAAAGAAUUCUCAAAAAGUAGCCAGUCAUGUUGCCAAUGAUGUUGCCAGCAAUGUUGUCUGUGAUGUUUUGGAUAAUGUUGUAAAUAAUAUUGCCAAGAAUGUUGACACACAUGUUUUUCCAAAUGUCAAAGCAAACAGUUCUCAAAAUGUAGUCUGUCAUGUUGCCAGUGAAGUUGACAACAAUGUUGUCUGUGACUUUUUAGAAAACAUUGACCCUACUAAUCAUAGUUUUGUUGAACAUGAUACUGUAUGUAGUACUACACACAAUGUUGUUACAGAGCCAAGUGAUACAAAACCAUUUUUGAAAUUUAUCUCUUACUUUGAUAUGAACAAUGACAAAUUCAAUUUAUCACUAGACCAACUCAACAGUCUUAAACAGUGUGUGUAUCGGAAUCGUGACGUAUUCGUAACGGAUGAAAAUCCUUCUUUAGGGUUUACUACAGUGGUGGAGCAUCGUAUUAACUUGAAAGCUGAUGCCAAACCUAAGUAUCACAAACCGUAUAGACUAUCUCCGGACAAACGUGAUGUUUUGCGUGUACAAUUGACUAAUCUCCUAAACCAGGGUAUUAUAGCACCUCUUGAUGAAAAGGAGGAUGUACCAAUAUCUAGCCCUAUUGUGCUUGUUUCAAAACGGAAGUCUGGUGAUAACUCCACUCAGCCAUCGUCAUCUUACUGAUUCUGUUGCGAUUUUCGCUACUUGAAUUCACAAACUGAACCAUUUCGCUACACAAUACCAAACCUUCAGGAACUGACUGAAUCAUUUGAUCGUCAAAACCCAAAUUACAUCACCUAUUGAUAUGAGUUCUGGCUUUUUUCAGAUGGGGAUAGAGAAGGACUCUACAAAGUAUACAGCAUUCAACACUUGCUUUGGUAGCUACAAAUUUUUACGCCUACCUAUGGGGUUGAGCACAUCUCCCAACAGCUUCCAGUUACUUAUGGACAAAGUACUGCACGGUUUAACCUUCAAAUCAGUCUUGUGUUAUUUGGACGAUAUUCUAAUUUGCUCGCAUACUUUCGAUCAGCACAUGGCAGAUAUUGAGGAAGUGUUUAGUCGUCUUCGGGCAGCUGGUCUGAAGCUAGGCCCGAAAAAGUGUUCGUUCGCGAAGUCAACAUGUACUUUUCUCGGUCAUGAAAUUUCAUGUGCUGGUAUCCGUCCACCUGCUGACCGUGUGAACGCUGUUCAGAACUUUCCUGCACCUACUAGUCAGAAGGAGUUACGCCGUGCGAUGGGUCUCAUGAAUUGGUUCAGGAAAUUUAUACCUCAGUUUAGCGAAACGUCAUUUCCACUUACCCAACUGUUGAAGAAAGGUAUUCGUUUCUGUUGGACUUCAGAACAUGAUCGCGCAUUUCAGAAACUUAAAACAGCGCUUUUGGAGUCGGAAGCAUUAGCAUUUCCUCGCUAUGAUAUCGAAUUUCGUGUAGCAGUGGACACAUCUUGUCGGGGCAUUGGCUAUAUGCUAUAUCAAAUUUGAAUACUUAUCAACAGACGUAUGGACCAACAAAAUUAGAAUUAUUGGGCAUGGUGCAGUGUUUUGGAUUGCGCGCAUUAUCUACGUGGUAGACAUUUUGUAGUCGAGUGUGACCACCAAGCUUUACAGCCUUUAUUCCAGAAGCAGCUUCGUGGGGCGAUCUAUGAACGAUGGCUCGCCAUCCUUCAGCAAUUUGACAUUAGUAUUGAAUACAAACCCGCUCGCCAGAUGGUAGUGCCUGACGCUUUAUCGCGAUGCCACCCUUAUCCUCAUGGAGUUAUAGAUUCCAGUCCAGCGGAGGAGGAUUUGAAUUUUCCUUUCAUCGAGGAUGUUCAUGCUGUUGGGGUCACCCUCCCUAAUGGACAGAAAUUAAGUUCUGUCAUUCAUUCUGAUAGUAGUGACAAUGACAUUAUUGUGAAUAACAUGUGUAUGAUUCCCUCCUCUGUCUUACGGUCAGACAUUGUUUGUAGUGAUGCUUAUGAUGCGGACACUGAGGAUGGUGAUAUUGCUGUCAAGGGUGUACCACAAAGGAAAAAGCCACCUACGGUUUAGAAUCUCAGAGUGAUUUCUUCAAAGUGUCUAAUAUAGGGGUUGAGGAUGUUAUCAAGAUGCAACAUCAGGAUGAUACCUUCCAACCAAUGAUUGACUAUUUAACCCAAGGGGAACUACCCAAUUCUCAGAAAGCUGCAAGGAAAAUCAUUCUUGAGAGUGCAGAUUAUGUUUUGAUCAACCGGAUGCUUUUUCAUUCCCGUGUAGCAAAGUCAAAACGUUUGAUGUCACUAAAACAUUAUCAGUUGGCUUUACCCACCACUUUAGUACCUACUGUCCUACAAAUUUACCACGACUCUGUUAUAAGUGGACAUUGUGGAAUACAGGAGACCAUGGAUCGUAUCCGUGAGCAUUAUUUUUUCCCAGGCUUAUCAACCAUUGUGUCAGACUACGUACGUUCUUGCCCAUCUAUUAAUGCCACAUAAUAUGCUUAUAGAAUUAUCUCCCAUGUAUAUGAUUUGCCAACAUUCAAUUUUGAUUGUUUGACUUUAACAGAGUUUCUUGACAUGAACUAUUUGUGUCCCUUUAAUUUGCCUGCACCUAGAUAGAAUGUGCCUUUAAUGAGUUGACAUGAGUUUAUGGACUGAUUAUUUGAGAUUACCAAGUAUACUUAACUACCCAAAUAUGCUUAAUCUACACCAAUGAUAUUUUCUACUGUUUUGAAUUGUGGAUGAUAUUUGCUACUGUUUUACAUUGUGGAUGAUAUUUGCUACUGUUUUACAUUGUGGAUGAUAUUUGCUGCUGAUUUGUAAUACUCGAUAUACCUUGCUUUUUCAUAGGUAGUACAUUAUGUUAAUUUGUAUACCAACAAAGUGUUAUUUCAACAAUAUAUUGAUAAUUGGAUUGCCACAGACAGGUUGCAUAUUAUUGGUUCUACAAACUCUUCAUAAUGAAAUAUAAUGAAUUGACUUGAUUAUUUGCUAACAAUUGUAUCUGUGAGUGUUUGUACCUUGUGCACAGGUGAUUAUAUGAGAGGUGUAUGUGGUUGCAUUUAAACUACUCAAUUUUCUUGUAUUUCUAUAUAAUAGAUAUGCAUCUGUUCUCACAUGGUUUAUGCUCUGAUAAAUUUAAAUGACAUUAGUUGCAUUAAUCUGUAUCAAUCUGUUUUGAAGAUAUGCUUAUUUCAAUGUUGGUUUACCAAGCCUUGUACUACUUUCACCUGACAGAUGAUGAAUUUAUAAUUGCAAGUUAUAAUUGUUCGAUUGAUGAGAUCAAAUGUAGUCAUUAUUUUGGCAUUGAUAUUGACAAUUUUCAUAUGCAUAGUUUACUAAAAUAUAUUAUUAGCCUCUGCUU
Messenger RNA from Pecten maximus, 4383 nucleotides. RefSeq lists its product as uncharacterized. The transcript is spliced from 2 exons. Gene Ontology annotation, biological process: proteolysis. Gene Ontology annotation, molecular function: aspartic-type endopeptidase activity. NCBI's taxonomy places the organism in Eukaryota, Metazoa, Mollusca, Bivalvia, Pectinida, Pectinidae. The record is from RefSeq and is a predicted model, not a curated record. The coding region runs from base 33 to 1748 and encodes 571 amino acids.